Linum trigynum is the source of this 1032-nucleotide messenger RNA. The record is from the annotation of a GenBank genome assembly. Lineage: Eukaryota; Viridiplantae; Streptophyta; Magnoliopsida; Malpighiales; Linaceae.
AUGGAAACUCGAGAAGGGCUAAGUUCAGGGGUGACGGUGAUAGGAGCUGAAACGCCGUCCAAUUACCAUGUAGCUCAGAGGAGCGAAAACCCUAACCAGGUCGGUGUUGGGGUUCCGCAGCACCAGCAGCAGAUGGUGCUGUCUUCUCCGGUCAGCGGCGGCGGCAGCGGCGGCGGAGAGAAGAAGAAGCGAGGUAGGCCGAGGAAGUAUGCACCGGAUGGGGUUGGGAACAGAGCUUUAUCGCCACUGCCAAUCUCUGCUUCGGCCCCACCUGCCUCAACUGUGGCUGGAGACUACUCUAACUCUCACUCUGUUGUGGGGAAACCCAGUAAAGUGCUGUCAGCUGGGUACGAGAAAAAGAAGCACAAGAAAAUUGGAAUGGAGAAUCUUGAUGAUUGGGGUCCUCAGUCUGUUGGCACAAAUUUUACCCCUCAUGUCAUCCCUGUUAAUGCCGGCGAGGAUGUCACAAUGAAGGUCAUAUCUUUCUCACAACAAGGACCUCGAGCCAUUUGCAUUCUUUCAGCGAAUGGAGUGAUCUCGAAUGUUACUCUUCGUCAAUCUGAUUCUUCUGGGGGUACCCUGACAUAUGAGGGUCGCUUUGAAAUACUUUCCUUGUCUGGAUCAUUUAUGCCGACUGAGAGUCAAGGGUCGAGAAGCAGAUCAGGUGGGAUGAGUGUCUCUCUGGCAAGCCCUGAUGGCCGCGUUGUUGGGGGCAGCGUUGCUGGUCUCCUGAUAGCUGCUACUCCUGUACAAGUUGUGGUGGGUAGUUUCCUGCCAGGGAACAACCAGCCAGAUCCUCCUAAACCAAAGAAGGUGAAGAUGGACCACUCCGUCGUUCCGAUUUCUGUCGCACAAGAAGCUCCGGCGAUCACUAUGGGUGGGAUCCAUCAUGUGGAAAGAGAUGACAAUAAUAUGGGUGGACAUAUGCAGAACUCGUUUCAUCGGCGGGACACCUGGGCGGCUCUCCAAUCGAUGUCAGAUCAUCAUAGGAAUUCAGGAACUGAUAUCAACAUCUCGCUGCCGGAGGGUUGA